AAGCAGACUCCAGCUGAACUUUGAAGAGUGGACCUCUGAGCCUGACAAAGAAUCCUCUGUGGACAUCCUCAUAUCUAGUCUCAUUAAAAGCAUGCUACUGCCCUCUGCACUCAUCUGGGUCACAACCAGACCAGCAGCAGCCAGUCUGAUCCCUGAUGAUCUCUUCAACUUGGUGACAGAGGUGCGAGGAUUCAAUGACACACAAAUAAUCGACUUCUUUAAGAAGAACAUUAAGGAUGCAGCAAAGGCCAACAGUCUCACUGAUCAUAUCAAAAAGAACAGAAGCCUUCACAUCAUGUGUCACAUUCCAGUAUUCUGCCAUAUCAUAGCGAGUGUACAGGAUGAAAUACUGAAGAAUGAGAGCAAAGGAGAAGGGGCCAAAACGCUGACGGAAAUGUAUACAUUGUAUAGUGUAUCUCAGAUCACAACAAUGAGCGAAAAAUACAAAGACAAGAUGAGUGCAGAAGAAAAAGGUCAGUUGCUUGUUAAGCUUGGGAAACUGGCAUUCAAACAUCUGGAGAAAGGCACGCUGAUCUUCUAUGAGAAAGACUUGACAGAGUGUGGUAUUGAUGUUACAUCUGGAACAUUGAGGGCUGGCCUUUGUACUCAGAUCUUCAACGUGGCGAGUGCUACAACUGGAGAGGAGCUAUUCAGUUUUGUACACCUAAGCGUACAAGAAUUCUUGGCAGCUCUUUAUGUUCUUAAGAAAAAUUCAACUCACUGGACCAAUCGCCCCUUAUUCAAUACCUUGAAGGAGAAGACCAGCUGGCUGUCCAAACACUCUCGGGUUAACCUCUACACAUCUGCUGUGGAUGAAGCACUGCAAAGCCAGAAUGGACAUUUAGAUCUUUUUGUGCGCUUCAUUCUUGGACUGGCUCCAAUGUUGGAGCCUAAAAUCCGGUCCCCACUAGAUUUGAUUCUGCCACGUUUAUAUGUCAGAGAAGAGAGCAUCAGCAAAACAGUCCAACACAUCAAAGUGAAGAUCAGGGAAGACAUCUCAUCAGAACGGAUCAUUAACCUCUUCCACUGUUUAAAUGAGCUUGGGGACAACACACUGGUUGAUGAAAUCAACAGGUACAUAAAGUCAGCAGAUGAGGAGAAGAAACUGACUCCAGCCCAGUGUUCAGCUCUGGCUUAUGUACUGCUGAUGUCAACGGAGGACUUGGAGGAGUUUGAUCUGAAGAAAUACCUGAGAUCACAGGAAGGGUUCCGUCGAAUGCUUCCUGUAGUGAAAGUGUCAAGAAAAGUUUGGGCCAGGAAGCAAACUGAGGUGAGACUCAUCAAGUGA
This is a messenger RNA of Sardina pilchardus (European sardine), 1288 nucleotides long. Its product is annotated as NLR family CARD domain-containing protein 3-like. Gene Ontology annotation, biological process: intracellular signal transduction. The record is from RefSeq and is a predicted model, not a curated record. Lineage: Eukaryota; Metazoa; Chordata; Actinopteri; Clupeiformes; Clupeidae. The transcript is spliced from 3 exons. Bases 92 to 1288 code for a protein of 398 amino acids.